Molecule: messenger RNA, 7241 nt
Organism: Ornithodoros turicata
Lineage: Eukaryota; Metazoa; Arthropoda; Arachnida; Ixodida; Argasidae
Gene: ctrip
Product: E3 ubiquitin-protein ligase TRIP12-like
Exons: 34
Coding region: 225-5957 (1910 amino acids)
Biological process (GO): protein polyubiquitination; proteasome-mediated ubiquitin-dependent protein catabolic process; DNA damage response
Cellular component (GO): nuclear speck
Molecular function (GO): ubiquitin protein ligase activity; zinc ion binding
Source: RefSeq, a predicted model, not a curated record
AUGCGUCGUACCAAAGUCAGUCUGUUCCCGUUCUAAGACUUGUGUGGAAAAACAGUAUCACUUGCAUCUGGAAGCUCGUACAUUAUCGUUCAACCGUGUUUACUGAGGUUUGCUGGCCCGCGUGCACCAGCUGGGAUCUUUCCAGCAGCAAGAAGCUUGCCAUGUAAAAGUGGCUCGUAGAGUUGUUUUAACGCUUGGUAUGGUUUGCUGUGGGCGGGUUGCCUAUGGCCGACCAACCUAACACUCAGCCAGGGGGGUUGAAGAAGCAUCAGCCUCUCGUGGGAACACGUUCUCCCAUUCAAACCAGGUCCCGAACCCGGAACCUGGCCCAGCAUCAGGACAACCGGCCUUUAUCGGGAAGCCGAAGCUUGCCAAGCUGCGCAGACGGCCAGCAGUUGGGAGAGGCUAGCAAGCAAAGCGUGGACUUGGGAGAGCCACCACGAAAGAAGAGUAGAAUUCCAGUUCGCACACACAAGUACCAGCAGCACCAGCAGCAUCACCAACAGCAGCAGGCUUUGUGUAGUACCUCGUCAGCAUCGCCAGCAGUGGGUGGGGCUGGGGGGGCAGUGGAGAAAGGGGGUGGCAGCAGCUGGGGGGGCAGGAGCGGCACCACCACGGGUUCCUGCGCCAGCAGUCGGAGGCGGUCCUCGCGCGUGAGCAAGCUGGGCGGCGGGCCCACCCGCGCUGGGGCCAUGUCUGCGCCCCCCCCAGACCCCCCCAACGAUGGAGGACCCUCCUCUUCCUCAGCUUCCACACAGGACCAUCCCCAGGCGUCUUCUGAUGCUGCCCCUGCAAACAGCAGCGCAGCACAACCAGCUUCAAGCCGUGUGGGAGGCAGUUCAGGGGCUGCAGACAGCGAAUCGGACGACAACGAAAUGGGACGUCUACAAGCACUGUUGGAAGCUCGAGGCUUGCCGCCGCACCUGUUUGGCGCACUGGGCCCUCGGAUGCAACAUUUCCUGCACCGAUCGAUAGGAAGCAGCGCCAGUAGCCGAGCUCAGCAGCUCCUGGGGGGUCUUCAGUGUGGGGACGAGGGUCAGCAACUCCAGGCCACAAUGGAAAUGUGCCAAUUACUAGUGAUGGGCAACGAGGACACCUUAGCUGGCUUUCCUGUAAAGCAAGUGGUUCCUGCCCUGACUACACUGCUUUCCCUGGACCACAACUUUGACCUCAUGAACCAUGCGUGUCGGGCGCUCACGUACAUGAUGGAGGCACUUCCGCGUUCGUCCGCCGUUAUUGUGGAUGCUGUGCCAGCCUUUCUUGAGAAGCUGCAAUCAAUUCAGUGCAUGGAUGUUGCUGAACAAUCGUUGACGGCUCUCGAAAUGCUUUCACGGCGACAUAGCAAGGCCAUCCUGCACGCUCGCGGAGUGUCGGCGUGCCUGACCUACCUGGAUUUCUUCUCGAUCAGUGCUCAGCGGUCGGCUUUGACGAUUGCAGCAAACUGCUGUCAAAACCUGGGACCUGAAGAGUAUCCCUUAGUCACAGAUUCCGUCGCUCUGCUCAGCGGAAGACUGUCACACAGUGAUCGGAAGUCUGUGGAGAGUGCCUGUCUCGCCCUGGCACGGCUAGUGGAUUGCCUUGCGGGUGCGCCGGCGCUGUUGCAGGAAGUGGCGUCUCACGGGUUGCUGCAGGCCUCGCAAGGACUACUGGCGCUGACACCGCCCCCCGUCUCUUCUGCCACUUUUGUAAUGGUUGUGCGCAUGCUGGCCGUGCUUUGUGCUGCCUGUCCUCAUUUGGCAGUGCAACUCUUGGACCGCAAUGUUGCUGAAACACUUCGUUUCCUUCUAAUGGGUGCGUGUGAUCCGUCAGAAGAUGAUAUCGAGCUUGUUCCAAGAAGUCCCCAAGAGCUGUAUGAGAUCACUUCCCUUAUCUCUGAGCUGAUGCCUGUGUUGCCUCAAGAUGGCAUUUUUGCUGUGGACUCUCUGCUAGCAAAGCCGAAUGCCCACCAAACAGAUGCGGUGGUGUGGAAAUGGCGUGACGACAGGGGGCUUUGGCAUGCCUAUUCUUCCAUUGACUGCAAGAUCAUUGAGGCAGCCCAUCAGUCGGGGGAAGACGAAAUUAGCUUGCUCACAAUGGGGAAGACCUACACAAUAGAUUUCAAUUCAAUGCAGCAAAUCAAUGAAGACACCGGCACAGCGCGGCCUGUUCAAAGGUUCACAAAUCAGGGCAUCGUACAAACACCAACGGGUUCAAACAAUACUACAUCAUCGUGUAGCAGCAACAGCAGCACCAGUAAUGGUGAUCCUCGUGCUGCCUGGCUACAGGACCAAAGUGGGGGGUCAGCCGAAGGCAGCACGGCAGGGGGCAAGGCCUUCUUGGGCGCCCUCUUUGGAGCCCUACAUGAAGUGUACAGCAGCUCUGCGGGCCCUGCUGUGCGCCACAAGUGUGUGCGCGCACUGCUCCGCAUGAUCUACUAUGCCCCAGCCGAGCUGCUGGCCUCGGUGCUGCGCUUCCAGACUGUGGCCUCCCACUUGGCAGCCAUGCUGUCAUCUCAGGACUUGCAUGUUGUUGUUGGAGCUCUGCAGAUGGCCGACAUCCUCAUGCAAAAGCUGCCAGAAGUCUUUGGGGUGCACUUUCGACGGGAGGGAGUGAUGCAUCGAGUGAAGCAGCUCGCUCAAGAAGCUGUGGCGGCACAGGCGGCCAGCACAGGGGGCAGCACGAGCAGUGGGUCCGCAAGCUGCACUCCAAGGCAGGCGGAAGAAGCGGCAACGCCUUUAGCUAGUUUAUCUUCCUCCGAAGCUUCUCCGUCUGCUGUUCUCUGGGGUGCCCUUGCCCCUCCGCCUGCCCAUCUGUCACCCUUGGGAAAUUCUGGGGAGAGCGACCACUUUGCUGUGGGCACUGCUGCACAGAUGCGGUUAAGUGACGUACUGAAGAGGAAACGGGUAACCAAACGUGGAAACGGGUCAAGCCGCAAGGCCCGCACAGAGGAGAGCCCUCGAGAUGCCCCCGGUGGGCCCGGUGGUCGUCGUAGCUCACGUGGACCCGGUGAGAGGGACGGGCCCUUCUCCUUGCCACCACCGCCGCCAACCGUAGAGCCUCCCCUUUCCCCUGGUGGCGCACCUGGGAGUCGCAGUACUGGGAGGCUGAGCUCGGCAGCGGCGAGGACUACGUCUUUCCUGGCUGGGUUGAACCCAACACGGUGGGCCAGGUGGGGCAGCACUCCACUGGGAAGCCACCUAAGCAGUCAGGAGUACUCCGUGGAAGUCAAAUCAAGCACUGGCUCGUCGGGAAAUAAGGAAAAGGUCAAGUCGUGGAUUCAUAAUCAGGCCAAGAAGUUCGACGACAACCACUUUGGCUCAGAUCAAGGCAGCUCUCAUCCAGCACUCAGCACACUGAACCGUCUUCUGGUUUCACUUGAGCAUCUUGACAGCAUGACUGACAGUGGCUUGAAAGCACUGCACGAGAUUCGGUCUGUGAUCGUCGACAGCGACGUCUCCUCCUUUGAGGUCAUACACAGUGGCCUAGUAAUCAAGCUGCUCAGUUUCCUCACCUCUGCAAACUGUCACCGAGACGACAGGCUACGUACCUUCUUGAAGGUGUUCCUGCAGACGCCGCAGUACGAUCAAGACACUGUGUACGAGCACAUGCUGACAUCUCCAGGCCCCCUGAGUGCGCUUGUACAGAAGCUGAAUGCUUGCAUCAGUCAGUUGGAGCAGUUUCCGGUCAAAGUGCACGACCUGCCCGGUGCAGUCGGAGGCGGCCGGGGAACCUCCGCAUUAAAGUUCUUCAACACUCAUCAGCUCAAGUGCAAUCUCCAGAGGCAUCCAUCGUGUAGCAAUCUGAGGCAGUGGCGGGGUGGCCCUGUGAAGAUAGACCCUUUAGCGCUGGUACAAGCUAUAGAGCGCUACCUGGUCAUUCGAGGCUAUGGCCGAAUCAGGGAUGAAGACGAUGGUGGCAGUGAUGAAGAGAAUUCCGACGAAGAUAUUGAUGACACUAUGGCAGCAAUGAUGAUCAAUCAGGGCCAGGCUCGACAUAAGCUACAAUUUUUGAUCGGAGAUCAUCCCCUUCCAUAUGGCAUGACAGUUUACCAAGCAAUUAGGCAGUACAGCGGAGGUGCAUCUCAGCAAGACGGGCACGAGACGGACACAGACUCGGAGAACCCCAUGGGUUGUGCCAACAUCUGGGUGCAGACACAUACCAUUUGGUACAGGCCAGUCAGUGAAGACGAUAGGAGCAGUGCAGCUGCGGGCGUAUCAGGACGUAGUAAUCAAUCAUCCACCUCUGGUUCUGGCUCUUCUAGUCGCAGGAAUAAGAGCUCUUCAGGUUCCAAAUCCACAUCAAAAAGGAAGGACGACCUCUGGACUGAUGGUGUUGUUCCAGAGCCUACUUCCAUUCUCCAUCAGUAUCUCAGUCCAACGCUACCAGAGUCGGUAACCAUUCAGGACCCUUCUCUACAAGUCAUUGCUUUGCUCAGGGUGAUAUAUGGCCUUUCCCGGCAUUGGGGUCACCUUUACAAGCUCCACUCAUUUGGUGCUGCUAUCCCACGGUCAGAGUUUGUGAACAGCAAGCUGACAGCCAAAGCUAAUCGCCAGCUGCAGGAUCCUCUCGCUAUCAUGACUGGAAAUAUUCCGUCUUGGCUCACGCAAGUGGCUUAUGCUUGCCCAUUCCUUUUCCCAUUUGAGACGAGACAUCUUCUGUUCUACACGACGUCUUUUGAUCGCGAUCGGGCACUUCAGCGACUGCUUGACAUGACUCCCGAUCUUUCUGGUUCUGAUAACAGCGAAAGAGUCACACCACGACUUGACCGCCGUAAGAGGACAGUAACUCGAGAUGACCUGCUUAAGCAAGCAGAGGCUGUGAUGCAGGACCUCGGUAGUUCACGUGCACUCCUUGAGAUUCAGUAUGAGAAUGAGGUUGGCAGUGGCUUGGGCCCAACACUUGAGUUCUAUGCCUUAGUAUCUAGGGAGCUUCAACGUGCAGACCUUGACAUGUGGAGAGGAGAAACUGUUUCAGUACUCAGAGGUGGUGAGGAGAUGGUGAAGUAUGUUCACUGUCAGUGUGGGCUAUUCCCUUCACCGCUGGGUCACAACGCCAAGGCGGCACAAGUUAGCAGAGUGAAGUCUCGGUUCAAGUUGCUCGGCAAGUUUGUGGCCAAGGCCCUGAUGGACUCCCGCAUGUUGGAUUUGCCGCUCUCUAUGGCAAUGUACAAAUGGAUGUUGGCACAGGAAAACACACUGUCCCUCACCGACAUGGAACACAUCGAUCCUGAUCUCGCACGCUCACUGCAACAACUACAACAGGUUGUACAGGAAAAGCAACGAAUAGAGCGCAACACGAAUCUCGGCCCCGCUGAAAUCCGUAGGAGAGUUGAAGGUCUGCAGCUGGGUGGCUGCCUCAUUGAGCUGCUUGGUCUGGACUUCACAUUGCCUGGCUUUGGCCAGAUAGAGCUGCGCAAGGGAGGUGCCAACAUGGGCGUGUCUGUGCAAAACCUGGAGGACUACCUGCGCUUAGCCGUUCACUGGACUGCAGUGGAGGGUGUGCGCCGCCAGUUAGAAGCCUUCCGCGAGGGCUUUGAAGCUGUCUUCCCACUCUCGCAGCUUACACUUUUCUACGCUGACGAGUUGGAGCAACUUUUCUGUGGCAGUGGACCCAGUCUCUGGGACGUGAAAAGCCUGAUGGAGUGCUGCCGACCCGAUCACGGCUACAGCCACGAUAGCAGGGCCAUCAAGUUUCUCUUUGAGAUACUCAGCAAUUAUCUGCCAGACGAGCAAAGAGCGUUCUUGCAAUUUGUCACAGGGUCUCCCCGGCUACCAGUUGGUGGCUUCAAGAGCUUAAGCCCACCGUUGACAAUUGUGCGCAAGACAUUCGAACCCAACGAGAAUCCGGAUGACUACCUUCCGUCUGUGAUGACAUGUGUCAACUACCUGAAGCUUCCAGACUACUCCGAUGCCAAAGUGAUGCGCGAGAGGCUGCAAGUGGCAGCCAGUGAGGGACAGCGCUCCUUCCAUCUCUCCUGAGUGCUCCUCCUAUGUUUAAUUAAGACAAAGAAACUGUGCCCUGAACUUGACUACGCUCACUGUUCCUUGUGCCCCUCUGGACAACAAUGCCUGCGGGGAUAAAGACUUCUUUUUUUUCUUUCUCCGGGCCUUGUUUCGUUUACGUUGUGCCAUCCACCGUCUUUCCAAAGGUUUGUAUCGUGACCAAAGGAAGCCAGCCUCCAAGGAGCUUCCGUGAGCUGCGGAAUCUGUGAUGCAAUGUGCACGAUAGUGAGCCGGUGAACGUUUGGAUGGGCUGGAGUUUAGCUCCCUUGUGCAUUUUUAAUUAUUAUUAUAAAAAAAAAGAAGUCUACAUCCAUAUGUUGCAGUGUACUUUGUGUGCUGCACUGCAUUGUGGACCUCUGGUAGCAAAACGAGCUGAAGGGUACGGGAAUGUGGUAGUACGUGCUCUUUGCAAUUGGCGCACUUCAGAGUAGUAUCAGUGAUCAAUUAAUGGGCCACUAAAGUGGAAAAAUUUAUCGCAGAAGGAAAGAUGUUGUUACGUUGACAGCGACACAAGAGAGACGGGAUUCAUCCGUUCUGUCGUUCCUGGUGUACGAGCGGAGAAGACCUACAGCGUACGCUUCCCUCUCUCUCCCCCCUUCUCAAGAAGCUGGACAAUGCAGAGAGGCCUCCGAUUGGCCUCCUGAAAUGAUCUCGCACGGUUGGACAAGUCGUGACCAAUGAGAGCCCCUUCCACAUUGUCGGCCUUCUUGGGAGGAAGAGGGGAGCACAAAAUUGCAGGUUUAUUUCGUUCAUAAAUCACGAACGACAAAAUGGAUAACUACCGUUCCUUUCGUGUUGAUGUCAAGGUAACUGCUCAUUUCAUUCCCCAAGGAUAAUUUUUUUCAUUUCAGUGCCCCUUUAACAUUUCAUCCAGCUUUGUGGGGAGUUUUUCUUUUUUUUUAUUCUGUAAACUUUGAGCAAGGAUUUGGUGUUGCACUUCCAGUUGACUUUCUGUUUUUGACGCAGUCCAUUGCAAAGAAAAACUGGUUUUACAAAAAAAUAUAAUGAAAUAGUAGUUCUAAAUGUGGGAAGCACCGUAAGUGACAUCCGUUUGGUGCACACGACUUGUGUUUUUGUAGUAUGUGUGCAAGUGAGGAGGGUGGUUGCUGCUUCAUGUUGAAUGUGUGUGGUGCUUUUCUCCCUCCCGCUGUGGAAAGACUCAAAUAAUAGUGUCCUUAACUUAAGUGAAGCUCAAGGUACUGGAGCAUACAGAACUUGUAUAUCAAUUGAGGUGGUAAUAAAAAUGAAAUCUUUGCUGCA